Aspergillus aculeatus ATCC 16872 is the source of this 735-nucleotide messenger RNA. RefSeq lists its product as uncharacterized. The transcript has 3 exons. Lineage: Eukaryota; Fungi; Ascomycota; Eurotiomycetes; Eurotiales; Aspergillaceae. The record is from RefSeq and is a predicted model, not a curated record. Bases 29 to 586 code for a protein of 185 amino acids.
GCAAUAGCCCUCCACCACCACUCGCACCAUGAAGUUCACUCUUGCCUCCACCCUGGCCCUGGCCACUGCAGCGCUGGCCAUGCCUGCCGCCGAGGCUGAAGCUAGCCUCGAGAAGCGCAACCCCAGCGGUGCCUUCAGCCUCUACGCCUGGGGCGUCACCAGCUCAGCCAUGAAGCUCUUCUACUCCGAUGGUCUCGCCUACGCCGGCGACUCCACCGCCUGGCCCUACGGCUCUGUUACCACCGAUGUCACCUUCGAAAUCGCCGACACCGAAAUAACCACCACCGCCACCACCGACGGCGUCACCCUCGACGCGGACACCCUCUUCUACAUCCGCCCGACCGCGGACGAGAUCACCGAGGUCGGCUUCACGGGCAACGGCUACGACACCCCCUCCGAUGCGGCGACCGACAACUUCAUCUUCUACGGCUCGUGGCUGAUGUGGGAGGAGGACUCGGGCGUUCUGACCGAUAGCUUCCGCCUCAAGGAGACCAACGUCUCGGGUAUCUAUCAGUUCUACUUCGAUUACUCGAACCUGUACCCCAGUGGGUACUCGACGCCCAGUGUCAUGGACAAGGCGAGCUGAGUUGGGGUAUAAUCUUGGGGCCCAGUGAGAGGGGACAAUGGUGCUGGUUGGCGCUGUUGUGAGAAUAUCUAUGUGAUUUGCAGUCAGCGUUAAUAUGCAGUUUGCCGGUCGCUUAUUGUCAAUGAAUGAUAUAUAUGCUGCUAUCUGCU